This is a messenger RNA of Purpureocillium lilacinum, 969 nucleotides long. Its product is annotated as sedoheptulose-7-phosphate:D-glyceraldehyde-3-phosphate transaldolase. Gene Ontology annotation, cellular component: intracellular anatomical structure. Gene Ontology annotation, biological process: carbohydrate metabolic process; pentose-phosphate shunt, non-oxidative branch. NCBI's taxonomy places the organism in Eukaryota, Fungi, Ascomycota, Sordariomycetes, Hypocreales, Ophiocordycipitaceae. The record is from RefSeq and is a predicted model, not a curated record. Gene Ontology annotation, molecular function: transaldolase activity.
AUGACGACAACACCAUUGAAGCAGCUCCAAGUCGCGGGCACUGUGGUCAUCGCUGAUACAGCAGAUUUUGCCAAAAUUGCUCGAUUCGAUGCCUCCGAAGGCACGACGAAUCCGUCGCUCUUGUAUAAGGCAGCAAAAGAUCCCACAUAUGAGUCACUCAUUAGAGCAGCGGUUGAAUAUGCCAAGUCUCUCGAUACUGCCGUGACAUCAGCCGAGCGUCUGAGCGCCGCUGUUGACUUUUUGGCCGUUCAGUUUGGCACGCAGAUCUACAGUCUCACCGGCCGCAUCAGCACAGAGGUUGAUGUUGCGCUGUCGUUCGACGCAGAUGCCACGGUUGCAUCCGCAUUGCGGCUGCUGGAGCUGUAUAAAGCGCAAGGAGUUCCCAGAGAAGCUGUCCGCAUCAAGAUUUCCGGAACCUGGGAAGGUAUCCAGGCGGCGCGUGUUCUUCAGCGAGACCAUGGUGCGAGCUGUCUCGUGACCGUCGUCUUCAGCCUAGUCCAAGCCAUCGCCGCAGCCGAAGCCGGUGUAGAUGCCAUCGCUCCUUAUGUCGGCCGACUCGCAGACUGGGGCCGGCUCCAUGGCAUCGAGGGCGACCAUGGAGUCGCAACUGUAUCCAAGAUGCAGAAUUAUCUGAGAAAGUUUGGAUACAAAACUCAGGUCAUGGCAGCCAGUUUCCGCACAACAACACAAGUGCGAGCGUUGGCAGGAGUAGACCUCCUAACGGCUUCUCCUGAGAUCUUGGAAGCAAUGCUACAUGAGACUGAGCCGGUUGCUCCAAAACUGACCCGGAACACUGUCCACGAUCUGGAUGUUCCCAAGAUCUCGUACAUCAACGAUGAGCCCAAGUUUAGGUGGGAUUUCAAUCAGGACGAGUGCGCGGUGGAAAAGUCCGCUGAUGCCAUGAGGCAAUUUGGAGAAGACACGGAGAGGCUGAAAGCCAUUCUCCAGCAGUAUGGUUCAUUUAGUUAG